Messenger RNA from Aphidius gifuensis, 1836 nucleotides. It is a transcript of the gene mah, whose product is annotated as amino acid transporter AVT1C. The transcript is spliced from 7 exons. The record is from RefSeq and is a predicted model, not a curated record. NCBI's taxonomy places the organism in Eukaryota, Metazoa, Arthropoda, Insecta, Hymenoptera, Braconidae. Bases 153 to 1796 code for a protein of 547 amino acids.
UGGUGCUAUCAAAUUACAUCCCACAAAUAUUGAAACCGGUUGGAAUCACCAUUAUGCAUUAUGCACCAUGUAUAUUCACUUAAUCAAUUUUACUCUCAUUAGUUGAUACAUACAGCCAACAGCUAAAAGUUUGAUUAUUAAAUUUAAUUGUUAUGAUGAAUUCAGAAAGAGAUUCACUUAUUAAUCGUCAUGAAUCAUCACACUCAGGACUUUCUGUACUUUUUGCAACUCUAUGUAUUAUUGAUAUUUUUGGUGUAUUUCCAAUAAUUGCAUUGCCACGUGCAAUUGUACAGUGUGGUUUACUUGGUAUUCCACUUGUUAUUGUUGUCGUUUUACUACAAAUUUAUACAGCAAUUUUACUUGGUAAAUCAUGGACAAUUGCCAGCAGUUUGGAUCCUCAGAUAUUCACAAAAAAUCGAUAUCCACUUGCAGCUGUUACAGAAUUUACACUUGGUCCAAAAUUUAGAACUUGUGUUACUGUACUUCUUGACUUGACAGUAUUUGGCUGUGGAAUUCCAAAUCUUCUUGUUGCUUCACAAAAUCUUCAAUUAUUUGGUUUAAAAGUAUCAGAUAAUCAGUUUGAUAUGUCAUUCUGUUAUUGGCUACUUGUUGUUGGCAUUGGACUUUGUCCCUUGAUGUGGCUAGGUAGUCCACGAGACAUGAAAUCACUGGCAAUAACUUCAACAAUUGCUGUAAUUGCAACUGCUGUACUAGUGUGGUGGUGUAUUAUAUCAGAUGAUCGUCAACUCAAUAGUCUUCCACUUCCAACAUCACCUACUUGGGAUAAAUUUAUAUCUGGUUAUGGCAUGCUAGCUUUUCAAUUUGAUGUUCAUCCAACACUGAUGACUAUUCAAGUUGAUAUGAAACGACCUAAAAAUAUUAAUAAAUCUGUUGUUGCUUCAUUUUUAUUUACUGCAUUUAUAUUUGGUACAACAACAAGUUUAGCUAUUUGGAAAUAUGGUGCUAGUACAACAGCAAAUAUAUUACAAAUUGCACCACCAAGUUAUGCAAGUAGAGCUGCUAUUCUUAUAUCAGCAUUACAGUUGAUAUUUUCUAGUGUUAUUGGACAUUCAGCAUUAUUUUUACAUCUUGAAGAUGAACUUCAUGUUCAAAGAAAUUUUGGAUGGAAACGUUGUGCAAUGCGUUCAGCAAUAGUUUUACUUGGUGUUAUUGUUGGUGAAUCAGUGCCUCGAUUUGACAUUGUUAUGGCACUCAUUGGUGGUACAUUAACUGGUCCACUUGUAUUUGUUCUUCCACCAAUAAUGUAUGCCAAAGCUAAAGCACUCAAAGAAAAAGCUAAAAAAAUUAAAAUACAUCACGAUAUACAAUCAGCUACUGAGUGUCAUUCAUCAGAAGAUAAUGUUAUUGAUGAAAAGGCACAUUCACAAUCAAUUCAUUAUCGUUUUAAUGAUAAAAAUCCAGACAAUCAUAAAUGUGUUUAUUAUGCCAACAACAAUAACAACAACAAGGAUCAUGAACAAGAUGACUUGGCUGGUCCAUCAAAUUUUAGAAAAAAAUUAAAGAUUGAUAAUAUUGGUCUUGUUGAGACACCACCACCACCACAAGAUUCAAAUAAAUUAUCAACAUAUAAAUCAGUCCAAUCAAGACCAAUUGCAAUUGCUGAAAAAGAUACAAGUAAUAUUGAUUUAAUUGUUGAUUGGUUUGGUUAUUUUGUUGUAUUUCUUGGCAUACUGAUAACUCUUUCAUCAACAUAUAUUAAUAUUAAAAAUACCAUUCGUUUUGUUAGAUUUACACCACCAUGUAUUGUAAAUGCUUCAAUUGCAGCACAUUUUUAAUAUUUAAAUAAUUAUAAACAUCAUCGAAAUACAUAUAAUG